Molecule: messenger RNA, 1032 nt
Organism: Orcinus orca (killer whale)
Lineage: Eukaryota; Metazoa; Chordata; Mammalia; Artiodactyla; Delphinidae
Gene: CIAO2A
Product: cytosolic iron-sulfur assembly component 2A
Exons: 5
Coding region: 180-662 (160 amino acids)
Source: RefSeq, a predicted model, not a curated record
UCGUGGCUCCCUUACCUAGGUCCUUCGCGAUACUCCGUCCGGUCCCGCCUAUUCUCUGCCCCGGACCUUUAGGCUUCUCUUGGCCCGUUUGAAGACCAGGAAGUUGAUAAGUCGCGAGGCUCGCUGCUGAGAGACGGUGGCUCGGGUGGGACAGUCGCCAGGGAUGGCGGAGCGUAAGGAUGGAGCGAGUGUCCGGACUGCUCUCCUGGACGCUGAGCAGAGUCCUGUGGCUGUCGGGCCUCUUUGAGCGGGGAGCUGCCCGGCAGCCCCGGAUCAUGGAAGAGAAAGCGCUAGAAGUUUAUGAUUUGAUUCGAACUAUCCGGGACCCAGAGAAGCCCAAUACUUUAGAAGAACUGGAAGUGGUAACGGAAAGUUGUGUGGAGGUUCAGGAGAUAAAUGAAGAAGACUAUUUGGUUAUUAUCAGGUUCACGCCAACAGUACCUCAUUGCUCUUUGGCGACUCUUAUUGGGCUGUGCUUAAGAGUUAAACUUCAGCGGUGUUUACCGUUUAAACAUAAGUUGGAAAUCUACAUUUCUGAAGGAACCCACUCAACGGAGGAAGAUAUCAACAAGCAGAUAAAUGACAAAGAACGAGUGGCAGCUGCGAUGGAGAAUCCCAAUUUACGGGAAAUCGUGGAACAGUGUGUCCUUGAACCUGACUAAUAGCUGUUUUAAGAGCCACUGAACUGGAAUCAUUUGAUAUAUUUGUUUAAACUCUUUGUAAAAUGUAAAAGACUCAUGUUUAAUAUGUAGGUGAUUUGUACCUCAGUGCAUUUUUUUAAAGGAUGAUUUCCAAGCAAGAUUUAAUUAUAAGGUAGUACCUAGUUUGUUCAGUGUUUAACAUUCUCAGGAUUUGUAACACUUAAAUGAUCGACAGAAAAAUAUUUUCUAGUAAUUAUGUGUCAGAUGAGUUGCUAUUUUUCUGAUGCCCAUUCUGAUACAACUGCUUUUCAUGUCAAAUAUCUACUGUGCCCAAAUGUAUUCAGUUUAAAUCAUUACUCUGUAAAUAAAUAAAACAGAGAUGAUUCUUGUA